This is a messenger RNA of Mugil cephalus (flathead mullet), 767 nucleotides long. Its product is annotated as galactose-specific lectin nattectin-like. The transcript has 5 exons. NCBI's taxonomy places the organism in Eukaryota, Metazoa, Chordata, Actinopteri, Mugiliformes, Mugilidae. Bases 1 to 528 code for a protein of 175 amino acids. Gene Ontology annotation, molecular function: signaling receptor activity. The record is from RefSeq and is a predicted model, not a curated record.
AUGUCUGGUUCUCUUAAGCUAGAAAUCAGCAUCAUCUCCGCAAUGAAGACUCUGCCACUGAUUGUGUUUGUUUGUGUGGUGAUGACUCUGACUGGAGCUGAUGCAAAGAGUCGUCUGAUCAAGAGGUCCACAAAUUGUCCUGGCUGGUCUGAGUACAAUGGACGCUGUUUCAUCUUCAUUUCUACUAACUUGACUUGGGCUAAAGCCGAGAUACACUGUCAGUCCCUGGGUGGAAACAUUGCAUCGGUCCAUAAUAUCUUCGAGUACCAUGCGAUCCAGUAUCUCAUUCAGAAUGGUUCUCAUGAUCAUCCAGAAACAUGGAUCGGAGGCAGUGAUGCUGAAGAGAAUGGUGUCUGGCUGUGGAGUGAUGGGACGCGUUUCCACUAUACAAACUGGUGUGAUGGAGAGCCCAGUACAACUCAGGGUCAACAGAACUGCAUACAAAUGAAUUAUGGAGCGUCCAAGUGUUGGGAUGAUGUGCAGUGUAAUGUACGCCGUCCAUCUGUCUGCUCCAAGAAAAUACAAUGAAUCCUGAAACAGAAGAACUUGUCACAAACACUGGUGGAUGUGUGCUGAUGUUUGUGUUUUCAUGCUCUUGUUUCUUAAGCUAAUCACUCUGGUGCCUCUUUAUAUUUCUUCUAUCGCUGUAACGCAACUAAAGGAGUGAAGCGACAAGUCAAAUCAACAGAAGCUGGUUCGUCUCAGAGGCUUUGUGCCUUUUAAUAAGAACAGACUGAAUGUGUUAUGAAAAGAACGCUGUUAGCAAA